UAUACUUAUCGUGUGUCCUCUGCAUUGAGCUACACAAGUUGCCCACGAUCGCUGCCAGGACAGCUUUGCCUCUGCUUCGUCUUCCUCCCUCCUCUGAGUCUCUGACUCUGCUGCACUCUGCUCGACCUUCCAUUCCACCCAUGGUGCGGCUUCUGCUGGUGCUCGCGCUUCUCCUCGUCGGACCGGUGGCCGAUGCAGCAACGGCGAAAUACACCUUCACGGUGGGGAGCAUGCAAAUCAAUCAGCUCUGCAGCACAACCAGUAUUAUUGCAGUGAACGGUCAACUGCCAGGCCCGUCGAUAGAAGUGAACGAAGGUGACGCGGUUGAGGUCAAGGUCAUCAACAAUUCACCAUACAACGUAACCAUCCACUGGCAUGGUGUGCUCCAGCUCAUGACCCCGUGGGCCGACGGGCCGAGCAUGGUGUCGCAGUGCCCCAUCCAGCCCAGCGGCUCCUACACGUACCGGUUCAGCGUCCCCGGGCAGGAGGGCACGCUGUGGUGGCACGCGCACUCCUCCUUCCUCCGCGCCACCGUGUACGGCGCCUUCAUCGUCCGCCCGCGCGCCGGCAACGCCUACCCUUUCCCGGCGCCGGACAUGGAGGUCCCCAUCGUACUCGGCGAGUGGUGGAACCGGAAUGUGGUCGACGUCGAGAGCGACGCCCUCUUGGCCGGCCAGCUCCCUGCCCAGUCCGACGCUUUCACGGUUAACGGCAUGACCGGCCUGCUCUACCCGUGCGCGAAUGAUACGUUUACGGCGGUGGUGGAGCCCAACUCGCGGGUGCUGCUCCGGGUCAUCAACGCCGGCCUCAACUCGCACCUCUUCUUCAAGGUGGCCGGCCACAACUUCACCGUCGUCGCCGUGGACGCGGGCUACACCUCCAGCCUCAACACCGACACGCUGGUGCUCGCGCCGGGCCAGACCGUGGACGCGCUGGUCGACACCGCCGCGGCGCCGGGGAGCUACUACAUGGCGGUGCAGGCGCACGACACCAUGAGCCCGCUGACGUUCGCCGCGUCGGACACCACCACCGCCACCGCGAUCUUCCAAUACAACGGCACGUCGACCAACCCGCCCGCGAUGCCCGCCAUGCCGUCCAGCUCCGACGCCGCGACGGCCAACGCCUUCUACUUCGGGCUGAGGGGCCUGGGCACGCCCGCCGUGCCGGCGCCGGUGGACGUGAGCAUGACCAUCGAGCUGGGGCUCGGCCAGCUGCCGUGCGACCCGUCGCAGACGAGGUGCAACGGGACCGCCGCGGCCGCGGCCAUGAACGGCGUCUCGUUCCGGCUCCCAGGCCCGGAGACGUCCCUCCUGGGGGCACACGUCAACGGCCUCACGGGGGUCUUCACCGACGACUUCCCGGACGGCCCGCCGCCGAGCGGCACGGCGAUGGCUGUGGGGACCAAGGUGAAGAAGCUCAGCUUCAACUCGGUGGUGGAGAUCGUGCUGCAGAACCCCUCGGCUGUCCCGACGGAGAACCACCCGAUCCACCUCCACGGCUUCAACUUCUUCGUGCUGGCGCAGGGGGUGGGAGCCUUCACCCCGGGCAGCGUGGCAUACAACCUGGUCGACCCGGUGGCACGCAACACCAUCGCCGUGCCCGGCGGUGGCUGGGCCGUCAUCCGGUUCGUCGCCAACAACCCAGGCAUGUGGUUCUUUCACUGCCACCUGGACCCGCACGUGCCCAUGGGCCUGGGCAUGGUGUUUCAUGUGGACAGCGGGACGACGGCCGGCUCGACGCUGCCUCCGCCGCCGGCGGACUGGGUGGGAGUAUGCGACGCGCAGAGCUACGCCGCAGCGGCUGCGGCGGUAGCGCCAGCGCCGGUUGCAGCCCCAGCCCCAGCACCAACCCUGGCACCAGCAUCAGCCCCGGGGCCAGCAAAUUCGCCGCGGGAGGCCGGAUCGCCGGUGAUACCUCCGCGCGCGGUGGAUCACAAACCGUCGCCCAACCUUCCCCAGCACAGGGAGGACGGGCGCCCCUCUUCUAGAUCCGCUGCUGGGCCGAGAGCUACUGGGCAUCCCACCUGCCUCCUCUGUAUCAUUCUUCUUCUCUUCGUUCUUCACGAACACACAAGGCCUAACGCGUGAGAAGCUGCACCUAGACGUGAUACCCGCUCAAAAUCUACAGUUUUGUUCAUUCGUGUAAGUAAGGUGAUCAUUGUUUUUCGUUUUAAAGAUUUUUAUACAUGUGUAUACGGAUUUGAUUCGAUGUAAUUGCGACCUUCUCCUUCCCCCUCCACAGGGGGAAGAUGUGCAUAACAAAGUUCAGGCUUCAGAUUGUCUGA
This is a messenger RNA of Panicum hallii, 2284 nucleotides long. RefSeq names its product laccase-7-like. Gene Ontology annotation, molecular function: copper ion binding; hydroquinone:oxygen oxidoreductase activity. Gene Ontology annotation, cellular component: apoplast. Gene Ontology annotation, biological process: lignin catabolic process. NCBI's taxonomy places the organism in Eukaryota, Viridiplantae, Streptophyta, Magnoliopsida, Poales, Poaceae. Bases 141 to 2087 code for a protein of 648 amino acids. The transcript has 6 exons. The record is from RefSeq and is a predicted model, not a curated record.